This is a messenger RNA of Drosophila teissieri, 860 nucleotides long. RefSeq lists its product as uncharacterized. The transcript has a single exon. The coding region runs from base 70 to 849 and encodes 259 amino acids. The record is from RefSeq and is a predicted model, not a curated record. NCBI's taxonomy places the organism in Eukaryota, Metazoa, Arthropoda, Insecta, Diptera, Drosophilidae.
GUUAAAAUUUCGAGCCGCACCUUUUCGGCAAACGCCUCUCUAAAUUUGAUAUUCAAAAAGCCAGGCACCAUGAUCACCUCGAAGCUGCGCCUGCGCCGAGCACAGAUUCCAAGGUUUCCCAUCACGAGUCGCUGGUACAACUGGGGCAACUAUGACGCCAGCUCUGGGGAAUGCUGCAAGAUGCGCGACAAGGAUGUCACGGCCUGCAAGGGUGGAAAAUGGUUCUGUCCGGUCAAGUACGAGCCCAACAAGUGUUACGAAAAACCAUAUUUUAUGGUAAACGAGUAUCCCCAGUAUCUGCAGGAGAUCUAUAAUCGGGGCAAGACUGAUCCCGACUGCUUGCUAAAGCUGAUCCGCCACGACACUGACCUUUACAAGCCGUCCGAUAAGCGCCGCAAGUUCCAGCGCACGUGGUCUGAGUGUCCGCUUCUCUGGCUACGUCCAAAGGACUCCUGCUGUCCUGAUCCGGAGAUAUCCCUGCCCAUGAAUCGCCGCAUCCGCCCCCCGCAGGAACCACCACUUUCGGCCAUUGAUAAGCACCUCUUCCAGAUGAGUAUCUUUUGCAAGUCUGUCAAGGCUCCCUGUUGUAAAGUGAGUCGACGACCGCCCAACUGCAGCAAACCCCGGAGACCAUCCGACUGCUGCAAAAAGUGUACGCCAAUUCCCAGUUUUUCGGAGGCCUGCCGCCAUCUGAUACCACGAUUCUGUGGCUCCGAGUGUGCCUGCCGGGGCGGGAGCUUGUGUGAAAUGUGGAACACGUAUAAUAAGUGUAACAAAACGCGCAGGCACUGCACCAAACCGUUUAUAGGCUAUUCUCCCUUAAGAUCCAGAAUGAGAUUUCCGUUCUGAGAGAUCUCCAA